GGCACCCGCAUGGCCCCACAAUAUGCCAAUAUCUUCAUGGCCAACCUGGAACAACACUUCCUCAGCUCUCGUCCACUCACACCCCUUCUCUACCUACGCUACAUUGAUGACAUCUUCAUCAUCUGGACCCAUGGGAAGGAGACUCUGGAAAAAUUCCACCGUGAUUUCAACAGCUUCCACCCCACCAUCAACCUCAGCCUGGACCAAUCUACACGGGAGGUCCACUUUCUUGACACCACGGUGCAAAUAAGUGAUGGUCACAUUAACACCACCCUAUAUCGAAAACCCACCGACCGCUAUGCCUACCUUCAUGCCUCCAGCUUCCAUCCCGGGCACAUCACACGAUCCAUUGUCUACAGCCAAGCACUGAGGUACAACCGCAUCUGCUCUGACCCCUCAGACAGAGACCAACACCUACAAAAUCUCCACCAAGCAUUCUCAAAACUACAAUACCCACAUGAGGAAAUAAGGAAACAGAUCAACAGAGCCAGACGUGUACCCAGAAGCCUCCUACUGCAAGACAAACCCAAGAGAGAAACCAACAGGACUCCACUGGCCAUCACAUACAGCCCCCAGCUAAAACCCCUCCAACGCAUCAUCAAGGAUCUACAACCCAUCCUGGACAAUGAUCCCACACUUUCACAAGCCUUGGGUGGCAGGCCAAUCCUUGCCCACAGACAACCUGCCAACCUGAAACAUAUUCUCACCAGUAACUGCACACCACACCAUAAUAACUCUAGCUCAGGAACCAAUCCAUGCAACAAACCUCGGUGCCAACUCUGCCCACAUAUCUACACCAGCGACACCAUCACAGGACCUAACCAGAUCAGCCACACCAUCACUGGUUCAUUCACCUGCACAUCCACCCAUGUAAUAUACGCCAUCAUAUGCCAGCAAUGCCCCUCUGCUAUGUACAUCGGCCAAACUGGACAGUCUCUACGGAAAAGGAUAAAUGGACACAAAUCAGACAUUAGGAAUGGCAAUAUACAAAAACCUGUAGGAGAGCACUUCAACCUCCCUGGCCACACUAUAGCAGACCUUAAGGUGGCCAUCCUGCAGCAAAAAAACUUCAGGACCAGACUUCAAAGAGAAACUGCUGAGCUUCAGUUCAUCUGCAAAUUUGACACCAUCAGCUCAGGAUUGAACAAAGACUGUGAAUGGCUUGCCAAUUACAGAACCAGUUUCUCCUCUCUUGGUUUUCACACCUCAACUGCUAGAACAGGGCCUCAUCCUCCCUGAUUGAACUGACCUCGUUAUCUCUAGCUUGCUUGCUAGCACACAUAUAUAUACCUGCCCCUGGAUAUUUCCAUUACAUGCAUCUGAGGAAGUGGGUAUUCACCCACGAAAGCUCAUGCUCCAAAACGUCUGUUAGUCUAUAAGGUGCCACAGGAUUUUUUGCUGCUUUUGCAGAUCCAGACUAGCACGGCUACCUCUCUGAUACU
This is a messenger RNA of Gopherus flavomarginatus (Mexican gopher tortoise), 1442 nucleotides long. RefSeq lists its product as uncharacterized. Bases 10 to 1239 code for a protein of 409 amino acids. The transcript has 2 exons. Lineage: Eukaryota; Metazoa; Chordata; Testudines; Testudinidae. The record is from RefSeq and is a predicted model, not a curated record.